ACCGCACUCCUACGGUGGGGGAGGCGGGGUGGAGGCUGCCCGCCCCACGCCGGCCCGCAGAGACUGCGGAGGAGACUCGGAGAGGCGGGGCCGGCCGGCAGGAAGUCCCGCCCCGGAAGCGACCUCACGGAGGGCCAUGGCCGCGUCUGGGUGGCGCUGGCCCGCGAGGCUGCUUGUCGCUCUGCGGGACCUACCGGCGCACCGAGCCCUGCACGACGCGACUCCGCCACGAGACGUGUUGCUGUUCGAGCAUGAACGGGGUCGCUUCUUCACGGUCCUCGGUCUGUUCUGCGCCGGCCAGGGCGUCUUCUGGGCCUCCCUGGCCGUGGCAGCCUUGACCCGACCCCCAGCCCCCGCGCGGGCCUCGGACGCGGAUCUCCCAGGCCGCGGCCGCCUGGACGUGCGCUCCGUGCUCUGGCGCUACGGCCUGGCGGUCGGCUGUGGCGCCAUAGGUAUCUUGGUCCUUGGUGCUGGUCUUCUCUUCUCCCUCCGCUCUGUGCGUUCAGUGAUGCUACGGGCUGGAGGGAAGCAGGUGACCCUCACCACUCAUGCCCCCUUUGGCUUUGGUGCCCAUUUCACUGUUCCUUUGAACCAAGUGUCCUGCAUGGCCCACCGGGGUGAAGUCCCUGCCAUGUUGCCUCUGAAGGUCAAAGGCAGGCGCUUCUACUUCCUCUUGGACAAAACUGGCUAUUUCCCCAACACGAAACUCUUUGACAACACUGUGGGUGCCUACCGUAACUUGUGAAAAACCACCCUGGGACACUCACUCCUCCUGGAGGGGAAUAAAAACUGAACUUUAGGGAUGGGGUGACAACCAGAGUCACAUGAGAGGGCCCAAGACUCAUGAACAGCCAAUAAAAGCAUCAUCCCAAGGGCAGCUACCUGAA
Messenger RNA from Pteropus alecto (black flying fox), 887 nucleotides. RefSeq names its product transmembrane protein 223 (gene TMEM223). Gene Ontology annotation, biological process: nervous system development. Gene Ontology annotation, cellular component: mitochondrion. NCBI's taxonomy places the organism in Eukaryota, Metazoa, Chordata, Mammalia, Chiroptera, Pteropodidae. The record is from RefSeq and is a predicted model, not a curated record. The coding region runs from base 137 to 745 and encodes 202 amino acids. The transcript has 2 exons.